AUGUCACCACUUCUCGGUAUUGGAAUAGCUACUGGAUCCUCAUCAGCAUCUUCAACAAUGCCAAUGGACCUGGGUGGAGUAUUGCCUAUUGCAGAAAAUUGGUGUAAUACACAAGUGAAAGUUGUUAAAUUUAACUACAUGUGGACGAUAAAUAAUUUCUCUUUUUGCCGUGAAGAAAUGGGUGAAGUUUUGAAAUCAUCGACUUUUAGUGCCGGCCCUAAUGACAAACUUAAAUGGUGUUUACGAAUAAAUCCAAAAGGAUUAGACGAAGAAUCCAAAGAUUAUUUGUCUCUUUAUUUAUUACUUGUCCAAUGUAACAAAACUGAAGUUCGUGCAAAAUUUAAAUUUUCGAUAUUAAACGCAAAAAGAGAAGAAACAAAAGCUAUGGAAUCACAACGUGCCUAUCGCUUUGUACAAGGAAAAGACUGGGGUUUUAAAAAAUUUAUUCGUCGUGAUUUUUUACUUGAUGAACAAAAUGGACUUUUACCUGAAGACCGUUUGACUAUUUUUUGUGAAGUUUCUGUUGUUGCUGAUACGAUUAAUGUAACCGGUCAAAGUAACAUGAUGCAAUUUCGUGUUCCUCCAUGUCGUCUUUCUGAAGAUAUGAGUAAUUUAUUUGAAAAAAGUUUAUUUGCUGAUUGUACUCUUUACUCAGGGAAUAGAGAAUUUCAGGUACAUAAAGCUGUACUUGCUUGUCGUUCACCUGUAUUUGCUGCAAUGUUUGAACAUGGAAUGGCUGAAUCUUUAAGUGAUCGUGUAAAUAUUAAAGAUAUUGAUUCUGAAGUGCUCGGUGAAAUGUUGAGAUUUAUGUAUACCGGAAGUGCCCCAAAUCUUGAAAGAAUGGCUGAUGAAUUGUUAGCAGCUGCUGACAAAUAUCAAUUGGAAAGAUUAAAAGUUAUGUGUGAACAAUCUUUAUGUCUUUCAUUGACAAAUGAAACUGCUUGUGAAACUUUAAUUUUGGCGGAUUUACAUUCAGCAGAACAUUUAAAAACACAAUCAACAGAAUUCAUUAAUUUACAUGCUAAUGAGGUAAUGGAAACUGAAGGUUGGAAAGUUUUGGUAAAAGAACAUCCUCCAUUACUCGAACAAGUUUUUAAAGCAUUAGCAACACAGCAAACACCUCCGAUUAUAUUAAAUCAACCGCCUAGGAAACGUCCAAGACAAUAUUAAA
Meloidogyne enterolobii is the source of this 1171-nucleotide messenger RNA. Lineage: Eukaryota; Metazoa; Nematoda; Chromadorea; Rhabditida; Meloidogynidae. The record is from the annotation of a GenBank genome assembly.